This is a messenger RNA of Lachancea lanzarotensis, 1368 nucleotides long. Its product is annotated as LALA0S08e04764g1_1. The record is from RefSeq and is a predicted model, not a curated record. Gene Ontology annotation, molecular function: hydrolase activity, acting on carbon-nitrogen (but not peptide) bonds, in linear amidines. The coding region runs from base 1 to 1368 and encodes 455 amino acids. The transcript has a single exon. Lineage: Eukaryota; Fungi; Ascomycota; Saccharomycetes; Saccharomycetales; Saccharomycetaceae.
AUGACUUCUCAUAGUACUUCCGGCACUGCAACCAUUGACUUGCCCAGCACAGGAACAUUUAGCAUCCCAGCAGUAGCGCCGCUGUCCAUUGUCAAUGGGCGAUUGAACACCACUGUCUUGGAAACUGGUACCACUUAUGGCGGAGUUGCAAGAUGGGGAGAUGAACCACACGAAUUUGGGAUGCGCAGGCUGGCUGGAACGAAGGAAGACGGAGCCAUGAGGAAUUGGUUUCUCAAUGAGUGUAAAACUCUCGGCUGCGAAAUCAAAAUCGAUCAAAUCGGCAAUAUUUUUGCUGUUUUUCCAGGUAAAAACCCUGGUAAGCCUACGGCCACAGGCUCUCACCUAGAUACUCAGCCAGAAGCCGGCAAAUACGAUGGAAUUUUGGGCGUUUUGGCAGGCUUGGAGGUUUUACGAACUUUCAAAGACAACAAUUAUGUUCCUCACUAUGACGUUUGUGUCGUGGUUUGGUUUAACGAGGAGGGCGCUCGUUUUGCGAGGUCCUGUACUGGGUCCAGUGUCUGGUCCCAUGAUUUGCCGUUGAAAGAGGCUUACGAACUUAUGUCGAUUGGCGAGACGGAGUCCGAGUCUGUUUUCGACUCAUUGAGCAAGAUUGGAUACAUCGGCGAUGUUCCCGCGUCGUACAAGGACAACGAAAUUGAUGCCCACUUUGAGUUGCAUAUCGAGCAAGGUCCAAUUUUAGAAGACGAGCAGAAAUCAAUAGGUAUUGUCACAGGAGUCCAGGCCUAUAAGUGGGAAAAGAUCACAGUGAGCGGCGAAGGUGCACAUGCGGGCACCACGCCCUGGAGAUGUAGGAAAGACGCUCUACUUGUAUCAGCCAAGAUGAUUGUCGUUGCCUCUGAGAUUGCUAAAAAACAUCAAGGCUUGUUUACAUGUGGUGUGAUUGACGCCAAGCCUUAUUCUGUGAACAUCAUACCUGGCGAAGUUUCGUUUACUCUAGACUUUAGACAUCCUUCAGAUGAAACCUUGGAAGCUAUUCUUGCAGAAGCUCACGGAGAGUUUGAUCGCAUCGUCAAGGAUAACACUGCUGGAGCAUUAGAUUACCGUACAGAAGUCCUUCAGGUUUCACCAGCGGUCAAGUUUGAUCAAACUUGCAUCGAGUGCGUAACUAGAUCUGCGCUCGCUCAAUUUCCCGAAAGCGAGGUCCGUCAGAUAUGGUCAGGCGCAGGACAUGAUUCUUGUCAAACCGCCCCUCACGUUGCAACUUCAAUGAUAUUCAUUCCUUCUAAAGAUGGUUUGUCUCAUAAUUAUCACGAAUACUCUUCUCCUGAAGAAGUUGAGAAUGGCUUCAAGGUUCUUCUGCAUGCCAUUGUCAAUUAUGACAACUUCAGAGCCAUGAGGGGACAUUGA